GUGGUGAAGCGGAGAGUGAAUGUUGGACUUGACUGUACCAGCCUGGAAGACGACAUCCAAUGAAUGAUUUUGCUCCCACCUGUUGGAUUUCAAAGUCUAGCGCCCCCCUAAGCUGACAGUCAUAACCCUUCAUCCAAUCCGCGGGGACAGGACCGCUGCUCUGUCAGUCUCUUUCCCCGCUCUUGAGCGCCCGGCUAUGCGGUGCUGAGCAGGUGUGAGCAUCGUGGAAAAGGACACACAGACGCCCCGCGUUUGUCCGCUACGGAAGGAAAACCUGGCAGUCUGCUAAUGUUCCAUCACCUCAGCUACAAGCUGUAACCCCACCAGGUGGUCCUCACUUCAACAUCAUGCUGCACCUCACCCUGCUCCUCCAUGCCCUGGUCCUGGUCCUCUCGCUCUCCCCUGCAGAUGCAUCAGUGCAUGGGGAGGUACCUGACUUUUAUGGAGACGAAGCCACAGGUUAUGGGCCAGUGUUCGAGGAGCAGCCGGUGGAGACCAUCUACCCUGAGGAAUCGCCGGAGGCAAAAAUCACCAUGAGCUGCAGGGCCAGGGCCAGUCCACCUGCUACAUACAAGUGGAUGAUAAACAACACGGAAAUUAACCUGAAUGCAGAAGGCAGCCACUACAGUUUAGUGGGAGGCAACUUGGUCAUCAGCUACCCCACCAAAGCCCAACAUGUAGGGAAGUACUCCUGUUUGGCUACCAACAUGUACGGCACGGUCAUCAGCCGAGAGGCCUCAGUCCAGUUUGGAUACCUUGAUCUUUUCUCAUCGGAGGUGAGGGAGUCCGUGUACAUCAAAGAGGGACAGGGGGCUGUGCUGCUUUGCGCGACCCCACCGCAUUAUCCAGAUGAGCUGUCGUUCCGAUGGAUCCUUAAUGAAUUCCCCACCUUCAUCGCAAUGGACAAGAGGCGUUUUGUCUCCCAGACAACGGGUGACCUCUAUAUCUCCAAGGUGGACUCAUCAGACAGCGGCAACUAUUCUUGCAUUGUGUCCAGCCCGUCUAUUUCCAAGAGCGUUUUCUCCAACUUCAUCCCCCUUGUGCCUCUGGCUGAACGGCCCAUCAGGAAAUACCCUGCUGAUCUCAGAGUGAAGUUCCCUGACACCACUGCUCUCGUGGGGCAGAAUAUCACCUUGGAAUGCUUCGCUUUGGGAAACCCCGUCCCUGAAGUCCACUGGAAGAAGUUAGGCGGGCCGCUGCCGCCCAACCACGAGGUGCGAAUGGCGGGGGCUCAUCUGCACCUGUACAACGUGCAGUUUGAAGACGGCGGCACGUAUCAGUGUGAGGCUGUGAACUCGAAAGGAAAGGACUACCACUCUGCACGUGUGUCUGUAGAAGCUUUUCCUGAGUGGGUGGAGCCCAUCAGCAGCACAGAGAAAGACCUCAGUAGCGCUUACACUAUGUCCUGCAACGCGAGUGGCAAACCAAAACCACGAAUCCGCUGGCUGAAAAAUGGAGAACUGCUUGACAGGAAAGAGAUGAGAUUCAGCAGCUUGACGUUUGACGAUUCAGGGAUGUACCAGUGCAUAGCGGAGAAUCAUCACGGAGUCAUAUAUGCCAAUGCAGAGCUGCGUGUGUUUGCCUCUGCUCCCACGUUUGAACACAACCCUGUGAAGAGAGUCCUGGCAGCUCGAAACGGCCGUGUCGUGAUCGAAUGCCGACCCAGAGCUGCACCAAAGCCCAUCUUCUCCUGGAGCAAAGACACGGAGCUGCUUUCCAACUCUACCAGGGUAUUCAUCUGGGAGGAUGGGAGCCUGGAGAUCCUCAACCUGACACGAGCAGAUGAAGGCAGGUACACCUGCUUUGCGGAAAAUGACCGGGGCAAGGCCAACAGCACGGGCGCUCUGUUGGUUACAGACUCUACAAAGAUCACCUUGGCACCGUCCAGUUCUGACGUUAAAGUCGGUGAGGACACCUGGAUGCAGUGCGCCGCGUCGCAUGACCCCUCUCUGGACAUCACCUUCAUCUGGUCCCUGGAUGGACGGGUCAUUGACCUAGACAAGGACAGUCAACAUUACGAGCGCACCCCGAAUGGAAGCUCCAACGGCGAGCUAUUGAUCAAGAACGCCCAGCUGAAGCAUGCCGGACGCUACACCUGCACCGCACAGACCCCCAUUGACAAUGUUACCGUCUCUGCCCACCUGGUUGUUAGGGGUCCGCCCGGUGCCCCAGGUGGGUUGCGAGUGAUGAACAAAACUGACAAGAGCGUAACGUUGCAGUGGAGCCGUGGAGCAGACAACCACAACCCCAUCUCCAAAUAUACCAUCCAGUACAGAGAGUCUUCCUCAAAGGAUGUCUGGAAGACCGCCACUACAUCUCCUGCAGAUGUAGAGGGGGAUAAAGAAAAUGCCACAGUGGUGGAUUUACUCCCCUGGACAGAAUAUGAGUUCAGGGUGAUCGCCACCAACACUCUGGGGACAGGAGAUCCAAGCAGCCCAUCACCUAAAGACAAAACCCUGGAAGCACUUCCUGUGGUGGCGCCCUCGGACGUCGGCGGGGGUGGAGGGACUAGCAGAGAGCUGACCAUCACGUGGACGCCUGUACAGCCCCAGUACUACUAUGGGCCAAACUUUGGGUACAUCGUGGCCUUUAAACCGCGCGACGGAUACGAGUGGAGGAAAGUGAUAGUAGCUGACCCGCAGGCCAAACGCUACGUCCACAAAGACUCCUCCAUCCCUCCGUCGGCAGAGUUUCAAGUCAAAGUCAAAGCGUUCAACAGGAAAGGAGAGGGACCCUUCAGCCUAACAGCUGUCAUUUAUUCUGCACAGGAUGGAAUUACCCCUCAAGGACAUAUCCUGAAAACGGUUCCCUUACUGCAAACUAUCAAACUGCGUUUCUCCUCAGCUCCAUCUAAAGCUCCUGUAAGCGUUGAUGGCAGAGCUCUCUCUGCCACAGAAGCCAUUGUGUCGUGGCUGCCUCUAUCCCAGACCAAUAUAGAUGGAUAUCAGGUGAAGUACUGGAGGACUAAUGAGGACAAUGAAGGGGGAGCCCAGGGUGUGGUGGUUUCUGGCAGGGAGAACCACACCAGGCUGGAGGGUAUGAAGCCCGAUUCCCACUAUGUUGCUGAGGUUCGGGGCUACAAUUCUGCAGGAUACGGGCCGGCAAGCGAGCAAAUCCAGAUUCACACCAAGAAACCCCCUCCAAGUCAAGCCCCCAGAAUAAUUGGCAAAAAGUUCAAGGGCCAGUCAAUAAAUAUUGCCUGGGAACAAGUGGAACCAAAGGCUAACGAGGCACGGAUAGAUGGUUACAAAGUGCUGUACAGGCAGCAGGGCCACUCCUUAGGCACCCUGUACACAACCAUGAAACGGUACAUAGACCUUCCCAUGCCCACAGAUGGGAUCUAUGUGGUGGAGGUCCGGGCGUACACAGAGGGGGGAGACGGGGCUGUCGCACAAAUCCAAAUCACAGCUGGAAGCGCCAUGGCUGCCCAGUCUCUCAGUGUACUCUCCCUGCUCCUCGUGGCUCUCCUCUGCCUGAACCUCUGAAUGUAGCGCCAUCUUUGUCUUCACUUCCCGUGAAGGAGACUCUUUAUGGUUGACGCCUAUAAAGACUUUGGGACUCUUUCCACAAACGUUUGGUUCCACCCUAUAAACCGGGACGUCAUAUUCCGACUCUUCCCCACUGGAAUAUGUUUGUGGAAACGGAAAAGAAAAUUGGAAAAUGGACAAAGACAUCCCUUAUUUAUCCACAAAAAGCCUCUUUGGAGGAGUGUCAACGGAGUUCUGUCAACUUUUUUAAAUAUGCCUUAUAUAAAUGACUGCACUUAUCUUUCACAAUAACCUGUUCUCAAAUGGAUCCUGACUGAAAGUGUGAACAUCACACUUUGCAUAGGUCGGCUGUUUAGUCUUUUUACAUCAUGAAGCCGACCUUUCUCACAUAAAUGAAGGCGCUGUCUGUUCAGAAACGUAGGCUUCAUUUGAUCUGCGAUAUUUUGGAAAAUCUAUCCUACAGUGCAUUCCAUAGUUUAAGGUAAACAGGUUGCUGUGAAGGAUAAGUGUAUGAGUUUAUAAAAAUGUCUUUAUGUCUUUCUUUACUUGCAGUUCAGUGGCAUUUUUCUUCUAUUUUCUUUUUACAAUGAAGCACACCCUUUGUUACAGAGAUACAGUCAAAGCAAAUCUCACCGAUCAUUCUUGAUUUUAUUAACAACAUCAUAGAGGAAAGAGCAGUUUAUGUCAUGCUGAAAUACUAUAUCAAAUAAUUGUUUUUUUUCCUAUCUAAUAUGCUAUGGAUGUUAUUUGAAGAUCUGACCUGCAAUCAGUGCUUAUUUGCAAACUAUAACAUGAGCUCUAUUAAUAG
Molecule: messenger RNA, 4296 nt
Organism: Larimichthys crocea (large yellow croaker)
Lineage: Eukaryota; Metazoa; Chordata; Actinopteri; Sciaenidae
Gene: cntn1a
Product: contactin 1a
Exons: 25
Coding region: 348-3485 (1045 amino acids)
Biological process (GO): axon guidance; brain development; cell-cell adhesion
Cellular component (GO): axon; plasma membrane
Molecular function (GO): cell-cell adhesion mediator activity
Source: RefSeq, a predicted model, not a curated record